GCUCCGCCCAGUACGAGUCGCUCAGUGGCAAGCGAGUCUAAGAUCAAUAUGGCGCCGACCCACGUCCUUCGUUUCCCUUCCGAAAGUCGGCUGCAGAAAUUUCAUCUCCAAGCGCACGGUAUCGAUCGCUCGGGAUUUUAUCUUUGACUGCUGUGAAAAGACUCCCUGGCCCUGUUUCUUAGUUUUUCACACGGCGGAUGAAGAGUAAACAGUGCAUGUACUAGAACGACGAGGAAUGAAAAAAUUAACGUCUCCGGGAGACUCCAGUUGAAGAUCCUCGGAGGCGCUCAUAACGCCUCACCAAGAGCGCGAGGUACCUGUGUGACAUAUCAUGUGGAUGAUUUUUGAUCAACUCUCCUUACCCCGUGACAUAAUUGUGUUUGCAGCGAGCUCCGGUAACGAGUUACAAAGCGUGGUAGGGGGCGGCGGUAACGAUCUGGAGCAGCCAACGGAGUGAGCGGGCCUGGCAGUGUGCGUUGGCGUUACACCUGUGGUCGUAGUGGGGCGCGGGGCCGGUAGGUGGCAGCGCUAUCGCGUCUGGCUGUCGAUUGGCGGGCAAGGCAGGCGCGAGGCGAGCGGGGAUCAGGCCUUGUCGGGGAACCUACGCACCGGCACUCUUGGAUCCAGGUCAGCGGGUGUCCCAAAGAGUAGACCACGAGUCUUGUGAGGGAAGGACUGACUGCAGAGGACGGAGGGAGGCUCCUGAGGGCGGAUCUCCCCCGUGUAGCCCAGCAGAGGCGAGUCUGAGUCCGGGGCGACUGAGACCUUUUCCAUGAGAGGUUCGUACGGCUGACACCGCCAUUGAUUCCGAGCUCCAACACCUGAAGGCAGUCCCCGUCAUGGUCGCCACGGCCUUCCACCUGAGUGAGCAGUGAUCGCUAGAGCCUCCGGGACGUGCUCUCCUGAAUGUUAACUCUCUGUGUUCGUGUUCUGGUGCGCCGAGGUAAAUGUGCGGCCUAGGAUUCAAACUGAAGAAUACCCCCUCCAAGAAGACCUCACUGCGCUGGGGUGACUGCUGUGGGUGCCUCGCCGCUGCCAGCUCCACCUUCCGGCCAGACCAGUGGACAUGACUGGCUCCCCCUGACCUGACCCCGACCCCGGCCACCACGCGCUCCUUCUACGGUGACCUCGGUGCUUCUUUGACCUCUCUCGCCACUCCUCUUUGUCUUAGUUAACUUCUCGUGUGACUUCACCGGCCGGUCACUGCAUAACUCCUUGCUCUCCUUUCGCCGGGCAAGUCUUCCACCAAGCGCCGCUUUACUCGAGGAAACUUAAGUGACGAGGCGAGGCGAGACAUUGGAUUGAUAGACACGAGAGUUGUUAUUUUUGUUAUGAAAGAAGAUUCUUAAAACUAUUUUGAACCACUGAAGUUUUGUAAGAGCUUUGGACAGAUUUAUAUUUUGAAAAGAUGAAUACUUUUCUCGUAGCGUAACCCAAGAGGAGGCGUGAACCAGCUCUCACAAGAAACUUGAGGUGACUGGGGACUCGGGAACCCUAAGCACUCACUACCAAGACUUCAGCACCACACGCCCCACACUCACCUUCACUCAGCCACCAUGACGAUCAACGUGGGAGGAAUCAUCGCCAUCGUCAUCUUCUACCUUCUCAUCCUCGCUGUCGGGAUCUGGGCGGCGAAGAAGAAGCCUGAAGGAGAAGAUGACGCAGAUGAUGUAAUGUUAGCGGGGCGGAGCAUAGGGAUAUUUGUCGGGAUAUUUACUAUGACAGCGACGUGGGUUGGCGGAGGCUACAUAAACGGAACAGCAGAAGCGGUGUACGAUACAGGCUUGGUGUGGUGUCAGGCUCCCUUCGGUUACGCUCUUUCUCUAAUCUUCGGUGGCGUCCUCUUCGCUAACAAGAUGCGCUCCCAAGGUUACGUGACGAUGCUGGACCCGCUGCAGGACAAGUUUGGGGAGCGCAUGGGUGGUCUUCUGUUCCUGCCGGCGCUGUGUGGGGAGGUGUUCUGGUCAGCUGCUAUCCUCGGCGCCCUGGGUGCGACGCUCUCUGUGGUGUUGGAUAUGGAGCAGGAGCUAGCCGUCAUCCUAUCCGCGUGCAUUGCCGUUGCCUACACGCUCUUCGGGGGUCUGUACGCGGUGGCUUACACGGAUGUGGUUCAGCUUGUGUGCAUAUUCUUGGGCCUGUGGCUGUGCAUUCCCUUCGCCUGGAACCAUCCUGCGGUAGGGGACGUGAUCGGAACGGAGAAGGACUGGAUUGGGGAGGUGGACAACUCAGAUCUGGGACUCUACUUCGACUACUGCCUCCUGCUGGUGUUCGGCGGCAUCCCCUGGCAGGUGUAUUUCCAGCGUGUCCUGUCCAGCAAGUCGGGACAUAAGGCGCAGGUACUGUCCUACGUGGCUGCCUUCGGGUGCCUCAUUAUGGCAGUGCCCCCCGUCAUCAUUGGUGCCAUUGCGAAGGUCACGGACUGGAACCAAACAACACUGGAAUGCGAGGUUGUGGAAACGUGCAUCUCGAGUAACCACACCGCCAUGAUUCUGCCUUUGGUCAUCCAGCACCUUACUCCUCCCUUCGUGUCCUUCGUGGGUCUCGGCGCCAUCUCCGCUGCUGUCAUGAGCUCCGCAGACUCCUCAGUGCUCUCCGCAGCUUCCAUGUUCUCCAGGAAUAUUUGGAAGCUUAUUUUCAGGCAGAAUGCGAGCGAGACUGAGGUGCUGUGGGUGAUGCGGGUUGCCAUCUUCUUCGUCGGGUUCCUGGCCACCACCCUCGCCCUCACCAUUCCUUCCAUCUACGGGCUGUGGUACCUCUCGUCGGAUUUGGUCUACGUGAUUCUGUUCCCCCAGCUCCUAAUGGUGGUGCAUUUCAAGAACCACUGCAACCUGUACGGCUCACUGGGGGCCUACAUUUUGGGGAUCUUCGUUCGAAUCCUUGGAGGGGAGUCUAUCAUUGGCAUUCCAGCUAUCAUCAAGUACCCUUGGUAUGACGAGGCCACAGGGACACAGCUCUUCCCCUUCCGUACCCUGGCCAUGGUCCUCUCCGGUCUGUUCCUGGUCAGCGCCUCCAUGUUCUCCAAGUGGGUGUUUGAGACGGGCCGCCUUCCACCUAAAUACGACGUGCUGCGUUGCGUUGUCAACAUCCCCGACGACGUGCAGCAGGUUGGCGACCCGCAGGAGGGAGAAAUGACCAUGAUGGCUUGUCACACCGUGGUGAAGUACAACGCCACGGGGGAGAUGAACGGACGCAUCAAUCCCGCUCUUACUCUUGGGUCAGACAGCGAUGAGGAUAUCCCAGCUCCCACCACCACCACUGCCGACGGGAAGGUGAAGAAGCGUCUAGUUGGGGAGAUCAUUUCCCCUCCCGCCAUCACCUCCCCUAAGAAGCACGACCAGACGAAGCUGUGAAACAAGUAAACAAGCCGGAGUUGACCUCAGCACUCCGGCUCUCUGACGCUCCCCUGAGACGACCCCCGCACGCCCCUUGUCCCCGAGGUCACUCUAUUGAUCCCUGACCUUCCAGGAUCUCCACUAGUCUUCUGAACUGCUCUACAAGACUCCCCGGGUUCAGGAGUCACGGUGUAUGGGAGGCUUAGCGCAGAGCCGCGUUUUAGCCCCUUGAGGAUCCCAGGAGUCCCACUUGAGCUGUAGGUCUUGUAGUGAUGUCAGACUCAAGCGUGGUAGUCAGCUUGUCAAGGGGGAAGGACAGGUGACGCUCGACUUUAUCCAAUCUCAUUCUGCAGUCUUGUUUUUAUACAUGUGCGGUUCCUUGCGUUACAUCUCCUUUGUUUUCCUGGAGGUUCUUUUUUUCAUCCUUUACCUCAUCGCCUUUCCCUCCCCCUUUAGGAUUUUCAAUUAUGCGAUGUAAGUGUGUGCCUAGUACUACUACGUGCCCGUCGGUUAUUUUUGUAGACAGAUAUGUAGGUGUUUUCUAGUGAGAAUUCGUGGUGUUGCCGACCGCUUGGUGACUGUCCUGGUCUCUAGAGCAUCGCAUUGCAGAGGAGAAAGAGAGACAGAUUCUGAGAGAGAAAGAGAGAGGCCUGCCGCGCUGUUCCCCUCCGGCUGCGGGAAUACCUCAGUCUAGCAGGGUUGCUUGGACUGGCGUCGUGUGGGGGUCCUCCCUCAAGGCACAAGUGUUUUGCUCACCCUCCGCUAACUGGAAUCGCCGCGAGGGUCGAAGAGUGAGAGAAGUACACCACUACAGCACAUCGAUCUUUGAACCACUCUAGCGAAUACGUGGAACCACAACGAUGAUGAUACGUGGCUUCACUGACACCACAGGACAAAGUGAAGGUCAAACAAAGAGGACUCGUCACUCCCCCUCGCUCAGGUAAGGUCCUGUUCACGUGCCAAUUGUGGACCUUGUAUCGCCAGGACCAGCAGCCGCCGCCCCUCGCCAGCUAAGAGGGACGCACCUUCAAUCACCUUGUGUAUAACAGACUGGAGCCACAGCGAAGCACAGCGUAGUGACCACCAGUGACUCACGCCUCGACCCGCGGGGCGACGACCCGGAGAUGAGCGCCAGACCAAAGUGGAGGAAUGUGGAGAUGUUUACGUGGGAAAUCACUGCUUAGGAUGGACCAAAUAAAACCUUCAGUACUCCUAUUUUGUUAAUGGUGAGCCGUGGCGAGUGGCAGCCUGAAGCGUAGAGCGUAGGAUCACCAGCAAUAAUAUAAAAUAGUGGAAAACCAUAAAAAAUAGCUGUUAGAGGCGAGACUCCCAUCUGCCCGCGUGUCCCUCAGCUGACAUCAGUGCUCGAGUCUCCGCGGGCGCUGAUUGGCUCCAGGAUGUCAGCGGGUGUUUCUUUACUCAGUGUUUUCUUGAUGUCAGCGUGAGUGGUGAGUCGUGAGUGGGUUUCGUGCGUCGUGUGGUGCCCUUGUUCUGUUCCUGUUGCCUGGGAAGCAUCACCAGGCACCGAGGCACUGUUUUGUUGUCCUGCUCGGCGCCACAUUCCCACACCACCUGACGCCGCUCCCAGUGUUUCCACCACCUUUGUUUCUCUGGUAAGUCACGUUUCUUGAACAUUUAUUUCCGUGUAUUUUUAUGAUUUGUUUUAUGUGGGGUGUAAAUUGUGCGUGGGAUGAUUUACCGCGAGUCUUACAUUGGCGCCAUGUUCCCGCCUCGCCGGCCUGCUGGCUGGGACGUUACGUGUGAUUCUUAGCUGUUUCCUGAUCGCUGUUAAUGUUGUUGUUGUUGUUGUUCUCGAGUGUUGGGCUAUUCUGGAGUGCACACACCAAGGAAUCAUACCUACAUGUACGUGUACGUGAGUGUAUGUGUGUGUAUGUGUGUGUGUGUGUGUGUGUGUGUGUGUGUGUGUGUGUGUGUGUGUGUGUGUGUGUGUUUGUAUGUGCGUGCGCAUACAUAAAUUCUCUCACGAGUGCCACUGUGUAUAUGGUGUGUGUUGAUACGCCCACAGGGAGAAGCAGUCCCCGCCAGUCCCCGCCAGUCCUCGUCAGUCACCCAUCACCCAUCCCGCAUUCCUCCCCAACCUGUUCUCCCCUAUAAUCUUUUUGACCUCCCCAGGGGCUUCCCACGUUGUUCUACCCACACAAAUUCACUUUCCCAGGCUGCUCACGCCCCUCACGCCCUUCACGUCUCUCAUACGUCCCCAAAGGUUGUCCUGAUUCCCUGACACUUGUACACACUCUUUUUCACUCCCCCCUUCCCGUUACCUGUCAUUCUAUAACCUUCCUCUGCCACCCCCAAAAAGCGCUGCCCACGAGUAACGCCUAACAGAAAAGCGAAAGGCAUCCAUCUCUCUUGCUCACUCUUACUCCAGUGGGCGAUGCUAUGCUCUCCCUGUCUCACUCUCUCUCAGUUAUUUACAAGUUUUCUGAAUUUUGAAAAGCAUGUAUUCGUUUGACAUUCCUCCUCUUAUUUCUCGUCUUCGUCCUCGUUCUCCCCCUCCUCCUACAAACUUUAUAACUCACACCUCACUGACUUACAGAUGAGCUCCCUCUACACCUAAUAAAACUUGGAUAUUUUCUCUCUUUACACUAAAAAAAAAAAGUGAAUUAAAAUCUUGACUCUAGUUUUCCGUUUACUUAAUUCCUCCGUUUUUUGUUUGGCUCGUGUUGGUGGCUGGCGGAGGCGGCAGGCGGGGGCAGGGAUGGCAGAAAAGACUCGGGGCUCUACGAUUUUCAUGGUUGUGAUAUAUUUACCGCGAGGACAAACCGGCUGACUUCACACUGGUCGAUGUGCUUCAGAAUUUAAACGUCGGUGGGUGUAGAGAAAAAGACAGACAGAGAGAGAGAGAGAGAGAGAGAGAGAGUGUGUUUCCUGAGUGUGUUGAGUGUGCGAGUGUCCUUAACAUUGAGUUGUUUUGUUGAUUUUUGCCUCUGCGUGAUUGGCCGGGGGUCGUAUUCUCAAACUCCUAGCUUCUCAUCACUAUUGCUUUCAGUGUGGUCUGGGAGAUUGCACUGAGGUUUUCAGAAGUGUUUUCGUGGUUCUUUUAGUAGUUUAACAAGUAUUGUAUAUCAUCAGUGACAAAAAACAUCCUUGAAAACACAGCUAAUUCUCUGUGGCUUUUAAAAAUAGUCCUCGUCUUACCACGUCUAUUUUCAACGUGCUGCAGAAAUUAUUGAGGUUUUCAUCAUUCUACUAACAGUUUAACGAACAUUCAGCAUUACCAAUAGGUAAAACAACCUUGGAAAUACAACUAAUUCUCUCUGUGGCCUUUGAAAGCAAUCCUGGUGAAAAAACGAAGGGUUUAUGAAUGCUGCCUCUGGUCUUCUGGCGGCCAUCAAGUUCUGACGUUAAAGAAUCGCUCUUCUCUGAUUGGCUGCUUGUUUCCCAUCGCGGUGCAUCACUCAGCUGGCCGGACACGACGCGAGCAGCUUGACAUGGUUCUAUUGACAUUUACAAUUCGUUUAAAUUUAUAAAGGACUUUAGAAAGGACGCGAAGAAAGAAAGGACGUUUCAAAGAUCAGGAUCAAGAGCAGCUAUACACCCUCUCCCUUUUAUUUUUCCACGCUGCAUCUGAACCACAUUCCGAACGACCCCCAGUUUUUAUUAAGAGUACAUAAAUGUUUUGUAGAUGCUUGUAGUGUUGUGUGUAGGAGUCUGUACAUAGAUGUCGUGACGAGGAGAAAAGGAGAGAGAGAAAACGUGUGGCGCCGAUGAUAUCAUUUAGAUGGUUAUAAUGGAUACAUAUAUAUUUUUUCUUUGAAUAAAACAGUAAUGUACGUACGUAAGUGUAAGUGUCGGUGUUAUCUAGUGCGUAACGAAAGUAUUUUUGUUGAAACCUAGUUAUCAUUACUCACAGUGGGCGAAUUACAUACAAUUACUCAAGUCUUGGUGAAUGAGUUCGUGUUUUGUUGACGUGGUGAUCUGCGUGAGGGUGGGUCAGGUUAUGGUCAGGUCAGGGAGGAAGGGUUAGGGUCAAAGGUCAGUGCAGGUCGCGUGGAGACUGAGGUGACACGGAGCAGGUUAAUUGAUCAAGCACCUGGUGGGCUACAUUCCUACGACAAUUAGUGAUACCUGGUUAUGUUUUCAUGGGUUCCUGGCGUCAUCAGCGCACCUGUACUGGGAAAAUCAUCAGAAUCAACAGGUGUAAACAUAUCAAUCAGAAAAAAAUGGGAAAUAUGAUACGAAAAGACACCAAAUUAACACUUAUAUUAUGGAAGAAUCACUGAAAUCAUUAGGUGAGGCGGGUAUCAUGUCAAUCAAAACUACUCGAAAAAAAAAUAGAAAAGAAAAGCAAAGUGUGAUAUAAGAGACACCAAAUUAACUAGUAGAGAAGUAAGGGAAUGCUCACAAGGGCGUGGCGGCGAGUGACUCUUAUUAAUGCCGCGUCUUUAGCCACCCUUCAGAAUAGUAUUACAUUAGGAAAGGCUUUCUCCUGUUAUCAUUAGUACUGUUUCCCGCUUAUUGUUUCCCGAGGGAGCGUUUCUUCUCCUCCUUAACUUGUUCAGACUUUUUUUCAUGACACUUGUUAUAAUGUCCAAGGUUAUACAAGUUUGUUAUCUUCCUCUUGAGUGUUUUUCUUUGAUUCAUGUAACUUUAUCUCAACGUUUGUUAUCAAUAUUCCUGCUGAGAACUGUUUUCUUAUAUUUAUGUCGGUAUCCUAGCAUUUUUUGACAAUUCAACGAGUUUACUCUAAGCUUUUAUUCUUGGUAUUUCUAUUAUGUUUCUUUUCCACGUUACGUUUCUUUUCUCCCAACAUUUGUUACCUCUACUUCUUCUAUAAAGAUUUGUUUUUCACUUACGUAACGCUUCUUCGGCCCAAAUCGUCACUGUUCUUUACGGAGUGAUUAAUGUGUCACCAUACUUCUCGCCCUAUCGUUAUCUAAGCAUUUGUUAUAUUUCUACCGUUACCUAUCUGUUCUUCAUUCACGUUUCCCCAGCCCACGUCGUCGCUGUUCUUCAAAGAGUAACUCAUAUGUGGUGUAAAGAGAAAGAGAUUACAAUUAUAGCAUAUGUAUUGUUGAAUUUUGUCAAUAUCAUUUAUAUAACAAGAGCAAUAUUAUACAUGCACAUAUAUGUAUGAUGAGUAAAGAAGGAUAUUAAAAAAAAUCUAACUAACUAACUAUUGUUCGGUGUCUACGUAUACAUAUAUAUAUAUUUUA
Messenger RNA from Portunus trituberculatus (swimming crab), 8509 nucleotides. RefSeq names its product high-affinity choline transporter 1-like (gene ChT). Gene Ontology annotation, molecular function: choline:sodium symporter activity. The record is from RefSeq and is a predicted model, not a curated record. The transcript has 11 exons. Gene Ontology annotation, biological process: acetylcholine biosynthetic process; transmembrane transport; choline transport. Gene Ontology annotation, cellular component: plasma membrane. The coding region runs from base 1557 to 3350 and encodes 597 amino acids. Lineage: Eukaryota; Metazoa; Arthropoda; Malacostraca; Decapoda; Portunidae.